AUGCUAUUGUCUUCCUGGGUCAACAGUUUGCUGAUAUUUGUUGUUGCUGGUACUGCGACAUAUAUGGCUGACGCAGGUCCAGUCUUGACUUUCACAUGCAACACCAUCGCGAUCGUGCCUUUAUCUGCUCUCCUCACGGAUGCAACGGAGGUUAUUGCGGCCAAGGCAGGUGAUACAAUUGGGGCAUUGCUGAAUAUCACAUUCGGCAACUUGGUAGAGCUUAUCCUGUUAAUUGCUCUCAGGAACAACCAUAUAUACAUAGUCCAAGCCUCAAUCCUUGGAUCGAUACUCGUAAACCUGCUCUUGGUUCUGGGUUCCGCCCUCUUAGCAGGCAGCGUAACCGACGUAGAUCUUUUGUGCAAUACAGCCGAGGGACAGCUUCUUGCUUGCUUGCUAUUUGUUUCUGUAUUCGUGGUUUUGAUGCCAACGGCAUUUGCGCAAACAGUCAGCGAGACGGACAAGAACAAAGCUGCGACACUCAAGAUGAGCAGGAUUUCAGCACUUAUGGUAUUACUCAUUUAUGUGCUGUACUUUGUCCAUGAAAUCAGAUCUCGUCCUGUAAAAGGGAAUGAUGUUGAAUCACAGACCUAUGAUCCUGAGACUGGUUCAACCAGUUCUACUAACUAUCGUUCUGGGUCUAUAGAUCUCGGCUCUAGUUCUUUCAGCUCACAGCACCUGCCAUCCCGAACAAUUCGUUUUGCAGAUGACCAAGACCGAGAACGCAGAAGUGAUUCGAUCUACAAACUCAACAAUAUUGCUGAACUGGAAACCGUUGAGCCGAGCGACGUUGGCGAUAUGAUGAUGGAUCGAGGCCGCCGCAGUGGAGAGACACCCCGCAGCAGCUACACCAGACCAAACUCUUAUCAGCCCCUGCUAAAUUCUCGAACGCACUCUCGCUCCAUCUCGGUCAGCAGUAGUAUAGGAUUUCAAAGUCGGGAGUCGUCUAUGAGUCGAGCAAGUCGACAUGCCACUGCCCUUCACCUACUGAGAGAACAUCGCCUUAGUAUGGAUCAACUAGUGCAUCCUCGGUCACAUGCUGAGCACUCCGAGGCUGACUGGAAAGCCCCUGUCGCUAUGCUUAUAAUCACUUCGCUACUGAUGUCCAUGUGCGGUGAAUUCCUCGUAAGUACUAUAGACGAUAUCACGCAUGAGGAUGGUUUAUCUGAACCACUCAUCGGGCUGGUCAUUCUUCCAAUCGUCGGAAACGUCGCAGAAUAUGUCACCGUGGUAGCGGUAGCUAUUCGAGGCAAUAUCGAUCUUGCUACUGCUGUCGCUGUCGGUUCAUCUAUUCAGAUUGCUCUUUGCAUUUCACCCUUGACCGUUAUGGCAGGAUGGGCAAUGCGGAAAGAUCUGGACCUUGCUUUUAAUACAUUCGAAAUGGUGACGCUGGCUGGGACAGUCCUCCUGGUCAACUUGCUAAUUCUCAACGACGGGAGCUCGAGUCUGAAGACAAGUGGCUUAAAGGGCGCAUUGAUGUGUGCUUGCUAUGUCAUAUUUGGGUGA
This is a messenger RNA of Fusarium odoratissimum NRRL 54006, 1503 nucleotides long. RefSeq lists its product as uncharacterized. Lineage: Eukaryota; Fungi; Ascomycota; Sordariomycetes; Hypocreales; Nectriaceae. The record is from RefSeq and is a predicted model, not a curated record. Gene Ontology annotation, biological process: calcium ion transmembrane transport; intracellular calcium ion homeostasis. Gene Ontology annotation, molecular function: calcium:proton antiporter activity. Bases 1 to 1503 code for a protein of 500 amino acids. The transcript is spliced from 3 exons. Gene Ontology annotation, cellular component: fungal-type vacuole membrane.